CGACGGCCCGACUGUAUCAUUUCAACAUUGAUGGACAAUAAUUUCGAAAUCAACAUUGAUAUGGAGAAGUGAAAUCGGCUGCUGAAUACGACAACCAUUAUCAAACAAAUAUGGACUGUUGCGACUUGGACACUUCUGCAAAGAUACAAUUGAUGUACACAAGUUACAAGCUAGCCUUGGCAUAUAUGUAGUUGGUCCAAAUUUGACAUACUAUCUUAUGGAACUCAAGGCCGAUGGUCUGUAUCUGAUGGAAGAGCUUGUCACAAUCAGAAUGCCAUUAUGUAUCAAGGACAUUCCUACAUAUCUUGCGAGCCUUAGCCAAAUCAAGAAUGUCACCCAUCACUUUUACCAUCAUUGCAAGCAAUCCGAUGCAUCCGCGAUGAUAAUCAUUAGCAAACGCAACAGAGUUAGUCCCACUGCUGAAAACCUUGAUCAUGUCAUUGAAAAGACCAUUGAUCGCAAGCGACAUAAUCAUGUCAAAUAUUGAAUAAAAUACCAGACUUUGUCCACUUUGCUCAUAAGAUAAUACACAAAGGAGCAAAAGAUGAAUCUCUUCUGAGAUCGAUGUUCAAGCCACGAAGCUGAGCCUUCGUUACAAAUAUUAGGUAUACCAGAAGACGGUAGUGGGUGUUUUGUCCUUGUGCAUGAUGGAUAUCCCAACAGCCUGGACCCAGAGUU
Molecule: messenger RNA, 678 nt
Organism: Zychaea mexicana
Lineage: Eukaryota; Fungi; Mucoromycota; Mucoromycetes; Mucorales; Lichtheimiaceae
Exons: 2
Coding region: 218-487 (89 amino acids)
Source: RefSeq, a predicted model, not a curated record